CACCAGUCAGCCAACAUUAGUGUACUAGUGACCGUUCGCACAGCACAAUGCACAGCUGUGGGAUAUUGAUAGUGUUAUGCAUCGGAAGUCUGUCUUCGACCAGCGCCGAGAUCCCAAUGGUCGAACAGCUGCUGACAGACUACUGGGAUUGGCGAAUCUCCAGCACUCCCGAAUUCGCUUCGUUUGUCGGCAUCCAUGACUAUGACGAUCAGCUGGAUUCCAUGACCUUACUGGAGUACGAAAGUCGGCUGGUCGAAAGUCACGUGUUUUUGGAUCGCGUGAAUUUUAUUCUCGCUAUCAAUCUGACUUUGACUCACGCCGACGAGGUCAAUCUGAAGAUAUUGAAGGACGAGUUGCAGACUUUUAUCGAGGGGUAUCCUUAUGCGGGGUACCUCCUCCCCCUGAGCUACAGCGAGGGCGUCCACGUCGACUUCGAGAGACUCGUCACAUGGAUGGUUUUCGAGACGGUGGAGGACUACGGGAAGUUACUCUCCCGUUUCCAUCUCCUCCCGCAGCAGCUGGCAGAGAUCGAGGCGCUGAUGAGGGAGGGCGUGGCCAGGGGUAUCGUCCAGCAUGCGAUCACGAUGAAAGGCGUCGGAGAGAGCUUGGGAAGAUUUGUAGUGGGAACAGCUGAGGAAUCGCCGUUAUGGUCGACCUUCACCAGCUUCCCGGACGGAUUCACGGAGGAGCAAAUCCAGAGCUUACAAGAACGCGCGCGCAACGUCAUUACCUCCGAAAUUUCGCCGGCGUUCGAAACACUCAGGAAUUACGUGAACAAUGAAUAUGUUACACGCCCUAAUAUUGCAGUUACGAGUUUGCCAGAUGGAGUUCAGCGUUAUAAUCAACUCUUAAGAUUCCACACCUCGACCAAUCUGGGAGUGUCUGACAUCCACCAACUCGGUCUGGAUGAAGUCACGCGCAUUGAAGGAGAAAUGGCGAAGGUAAUCGAAGAACUCGGCUACGACAUGAGCGUGCCUGAGUUCUCGGACAUGAUUCGAAACGACUCGAAAUUCUACCUGAACGACCCAGAUGAAAUGAUGGCUUAUUUCGAGCACCUGAGUUACGAUGUGAUCCCUCCGGAACUCCCCAAGGUCUUCAUGAACCUGCCCGAGACGGAGCUCAAGUUGGUGGCAAGACCCUCUCCGGAUGGCACUGCUGCUUUCUACAUGACAGGAUCCUACGACGGCUCUCGGCCCGGCAUCUUCUUCGUAAACACUUAUUUCUAUGAUAAACAGCCGACCUACGAGAUCAUGACCCUCUCCCUGCACGAAGGCAACCCGGGCCACCACCUGCAGGGCUCUCACAGCCUCGAGUCCUCCAGCAUGCCCUUCUUCAGGAGAGUCAUGGAAGACAGGAACUACUACCAGGCCCCCUCCAGGUUCCCCAUGAACACCGGCUUCUUGGAGGGAUGGGGGCUUUAUUCCGAGAGUCUUGGUUUCGACAUGGGACUCUUCGGGGAUCCCUACGACAGGUACGGCCACUACUCCUUCGAGAUCUUCAGAGCUUGCCGUCUGGUGGUGGACACGGGCAUGCACGCCCUUGGCUGGACUCGCCAGGAGGCUGUUGACUUCAUGACACAACACUCUGCCCUGUCCCUCAAGAACAUCGAGAACGAGGUCGACCGCUACAUCACGCAGCCGGGUCAGGCAGUCGCUUACAAGGUCGGACAGCUGACUAUUUCCAACCUGCGGGCCAGAGCUGCCGCAGAGCUGGGGGAGGCCUUCGACAUCCGCAAAUUCCACGACCUUGUGCUGGACUCCGCUGGGCCUCUGGUCUUCGUGGAGGAAGAGGUCGACGCGUGGAUAGCUGCUGGAGGAGGAAAAUGAGGGAGAUCUUCAUGAGGAUUUUAUUGGCAGUGAGAGUAAAUCGAGGCGUUUU
Penaeus chinensis is the source of this 1878-nucleotide messenger RNA. RefSeq lists its product as uncharacterized. The transcript has 12 exons. The record is from RefSeq and is a predicted model, not a curated record. NCBI's taxonomy places the organism in Eukaryota, Metazoa, Arthropoda, Malacostraca, Decapoda, Penaeidae. The coding region runs from base 48 to 1826 and encodes 592 amino acids.